AUGUUUAGUCGAGUCUUGUUGAUUACUAUAACCCCAUUUCAAGUCAUGCAGAAAACAUCUGGCCGGGUGGUAUCAUCGACCGAUGACUCCCUUCAAGAAGGAGAGUACGACGUUCAGUGCGAGAACACGGUACACGAUGGCAAAUGCACCGUGUCGGGGACGGUCAACAGGAAUGCCCCGAUUACCUGGAGUGGCUUUGAAGCCGCCCAUGUUUUUCCAGUUGAACAAAAAGGCGUUUGGAUCGAUAACUAUUUCUGGACAUGGGUCACCGAUGCGUCUGGCAUAAACUCACUGCAAACCGGUUUACUCAUGAAGGGGGACAUACAUAAGAAUUUCGAUAAUUACCUGAUCUCGAUCAACCCAGAUGUUGACGGCCGCGUGCUAGACCCGGUCUGCCGGAAGCUGGAUAACCCUCAUCGUGUGUCACUAGAACUGCUUAGAUGGCAUUAUAGACAGAGCAUCCUCGCAAACAUGAGGGGAAGGGGAGAACCGAUAUGGGAGCAUGAUUUUCCCCCCGGCUGCGAUAUGAUGGGCGAGAUGAUGGCGGGUCCCUCUCCUGCGGAGAGGUUGGAGUUGGAAUUUGCGGUGAGAUUGAAUCCGGAAUACGCAGGCUGA
Messenger RNA from Aspergillus glaucus CBS 516.65, 615 nucleotides. Its product is annotated as HNH endonuclease signature motif containing protein. Lineage: Eukaryota; Fungi; Ascomycota; Eurotiomycetes; Eurotiales; Aspergillaceae. The record is from RefSeq and is a predicted model, not a curated record. The coding region runs from base 1 to 615 and encodes 204 amino acids. The transcript has 3 exons.